AUGGAUCCGCCUCCCAAACCUAACGCCGCCUCCUCCGCCCAGACCGCGGUCGACAUCCCUCGGAGUCCCCUCCCUUACAUCCAGCUGUGCGGGAAAACGAUCGUCGUCAAGUACGGCGGCGCCGCCAUGAAGUCGCCCGCCCUCCAGUCCUAUCGUCACCACGACCUCGUCCUCGAGCUCUCCUGCGUCGGCCUUGCCCCGUCCCUCCUCCCAGUCCUCAACGGCCUCGCGCGUCACCGACGCCCUCACCAUGAGGUGCGAUCGAGAUGGGUCCUCGUCGGCACAAGGUCAAAAGUCCGUCGUCUCCCCCUCACAACCUCGCCAGGAGCCACCGCCGUCUGCCUCUCCCGGCAAAGGACGCCCGCCCAAUCACCGCUCCCGCCAAGUCUCCCGACGCCGCCUCCGCUCGGAUUCGUCGCGACGUCGCCACGUGUCAAACCCGCGAUCCUACGCCCGCUCAGUCGUGACUGCCACAUUCCGGUCAUCGCGUCUGUGGCGAGGAUUUUGAGGCGGGCAGGGCUACAAUGUAAUGGGAUACGCAGCGGGGAGAUUGCGCGGCGGAUUGGGACGGAAAAGUUGAUAACUUUUGAGGAUGUGGCGGGGAUUUGAGGAUAAGGGGACCGAUCGGGCAGUUUGGUGAAGGAGAUAGACAUUUCUGGGGUUAGAAAGAUGGUGAGUGAGGGGAAAGUUGCCGGAGGGAUGAUCCCCAAAGUGAAUUGCUGUGUUCGGUCCCUUGCUCAGGGGGUGAGGACUGCUAGCAUUAUCGAUGGGAGGUUGCCGCAUUCGCUGCUGCUCGAGAUCUUGACCGAUGAGGGAGCGGGGACGAUGAUCACCGGGUGAGAUAGAGGUGAGGGUAUGUUUUAGCAAUGGAAAAUUAACUUUAUUAAGUUAGCUUUGUUUUGAAAUUCUCAAAGGAGGAUUGAGUGCUUGUGCUUGUAUUAGGGAGUUGGGUUUUGUUUCUCUGAUGGUUUAUGUAUCUGUAGUCGUUUAUUAUGUCAUUUUAUCUUAUAUCCGAUAAUAAGAAUUUUGAAGUUUGAUGAA
Asparagus officinalis (garden asparagus) is the source of this 1041-nucleotide messenger RNA. RefSeq names its product acetylglutamate kinase, chloroplastic. Gene Ontology annotation, cellular component: cytoplasm; chloroplast thylakoid. Gene Ontology annotation, molecular function: arginine binding; acetylglutamate kinase activity. Gene Ontology annotation, biological process: L-arginine biosynthetic process. The record is from RefSeq and is a predicted model, not a curated record. Lineage: Eukaryota; Viridiplantae; Streptophyta; Magnoliopsida; Asparagales; Asparagaceae.